Messenger RNA from Diospyros lotus (date-plum), 953 nucleotides. RefSeq lists its product as uncharacterized. Bases 72 to 767 code for a protein of 231 amino acids. The transcript has 7 exons. NCBI's taxonomy places the organism in Eukaryota, Viridiplantae, Streptophyta, Magnoliopsida, Ericales, Ebenaceae. The record is from RefSeq and is a predicted model, not a curated record.
AAGGCUUAAAAUAGACUUCUCGGUUCAUAAAAAGGCAUCCUUGGUCGAGAGAGAGAGAGGGAGACAGGCAGAUGAUGGGUUCAAUGGCAUCCCCGCCGCAGAGUAGCUAUUGCUACAUCAGAAGCCACAACGGACGACGCUCCAUUCGAUCUCGCUCUGUUCGCCUUUCAACUGUCUCUCGCCAUCAUCAUCAGCAUCAGCAGCAGGAGCAACAGCAGCUUAACGGCGAACCCGCCGACCAAAUUGGACGCAGGGAAAUUAUACUGAGGAGCACCGAAGUUGCGGUAAUUGGAGCCAUUUUCAACUUCAGCGGAAAGAAGCCGGGCUACCUCGGGGUGCAGAAGAACAAUUCGGGGCUGGCGCUGUGCCCGGCCACCAACAACUGCAUAUCAACGUCCGAGAAUGUCAGUGAUCUCACCCACUAUGCCCCUCCCUGGAACUACAACCCGGAGGGGAGGCGUGGAAACAAAAGCAGAGAAGAUGCAAUGCAGGAGCUUCUUCAAGCGAUUCAAUCAACAAAGCCAGACAAGUCCACUCCAAGAAUUGUGGAGAAGAAAGAUGAUUAUGUUCAUAUAGAAUAUGAAAGCCCUAUACUUGGUCUUGUGGAUGAUGUUGAAUUCUGGUUUUCACCCGGCAAGAAACCGAUUGUUGAGUACCGGUCUGCAUCCCGGUUGGGGAACUUUGAUUUCGACGCAAAUAGAAAAAGAAUCAAGGCAUUGCGUUUGGAGCUGGAGAAGAAAGGAUGGGCUUCGGAAAAUGGCUUCUGAAAAACCUCAGCUUGCCCAUUGUACCAUCUGCAUGGACAACUUUGAAAGUUUAAUAAGACCUCUGAACUCUUUCUUUGUUUCUGCUGAGAAACCAAACAAAUGGAAGCCCCUCAUUUAAGGUGAAGCUCAUAUGAUAUGAAUAAAAAACGGUAUGCAAAUGUGAAUUACCAUUUGUUUUCUAUUCUA